This is a messenger RNA of Dracunculus medinensis (Guinea worm), 459 nucleotides long. NCBI's taxonomy places the organism in Eukaryota, Metazoa, Nematoda, Chromadorea, Rhabditida, Dracunculidae. The record is from the annotation of a GenBank genome assembly.
AUGGCGAUUGCUCGCGAGGUAUUGUCACGCGCCGCGAUAAGUGCACGAAUUAUUGUUACUUCACCACAUUUGUCUGUUAUGAGGUUGAAUUUGGCAUCUCCAGCGAUUAUUCCUCGCGGAAAAUGUGUUGCACAAUAUCGUCGUAUAUCCAACGUCAUUGUCCUUUUCAGUUUUGAAGGUGGAGGAGGAAAAGGUGGAAAUUUUUUUAAAAAUUGUCUUUGGUUUUUCAUCUCCAAUGCUCUCUCUUCUAUUAUCACCUAUGCCAACACGCGUUCCUCAGGUGUUCGUGACGUUUUACUGUCGCGAUUCUCUACGUUGGUGCAUGGAAACCUUUACGGACUGGCAGAUGCUACGAGGUGGAUGCAAGCUGCCAUCGAUAUCCCCUGUUAUGUAUCAGCUUUAGUCAUACCAGCACAAGAUAAAUUGGUUGCAGCCGUACAGUUAUCUCAAAACACCUAA